This is a messenger RNA of Ipomoea nil (Japanese morning glory), 830 nucleotides long. Its product is annotated as cytochrome c1-like. Lineage: Eukaryota; Viridiplantae; Streptophyta; Magnoliopsida; Solanales; Convolvulaceae. Bases 91 to 567 code for a protein of 158 amino acids. The record is from RefSeq and is a predicted model, not a curated record. The transcript is spliced from 2 exons.
UCAUUUCUUCUCAUCAAGCAAUCAAGUUGCCACCUUUCCUUUGCUUGCCCCCAUUGCACUAUUCUUUUCCCAUCUCCUUCAAACCUUCAAAUGGCCACUGUUGAGGUUGAAUCAUCUCCGGCAACGAUCGUAGAGAAUGUCACGCCGGAAGUUGAGGUGAAGCCAGCGCCGGAGGAACCAGCGGUUGCGGCGGAGCCUGAGGCGGUGGCGGAGAAGCCGGUGGAAGAAACAACCCCGGAAGUUGCAGAGCCCGCGGCGGAGAAGCCAGCAGCCGAAGAAGAAGCGGAGACGCCGGCUGCCGAAGUCGCCGUCGAGACUAAGGAAGCCGUCGCGGAACCCGAAGCGCCGGCAGAAGAGAAGGCGGAGGAGCCGGCCGCCGCCGCAGUUGAAGAAGCGGCCGAGGUAACAGAGCCAGUAGCAGCCGAGGAGGUUGAAACCAAGACCGAGGAAGCAGCUCCGGCUCCACCGGCCGAGGCCGCCACAGAGGAGACCGUAGUCGCCGAGGCUGCGGCGGAGGAACCCGCCGCCGCCGCCGCUGAAGUUACUGAUGAGAAAUCUGCAGAGUAAAUUGAUCGUGGAUGGUUGUGCUGAGGUCUUUUUAGAAGGGGUUGGGUUAAGUUCUAUUUAUAUUUGCUGCUAUUAUAUAUGCUUUUUUAUUAUUAUUAUUAUUAUUAUUAUCAUUAUUAUAAGUAAGUAUGUUAUGAAUUAUAGUGAAGGAGAAUUUGUAAUGUCUGUCAUCACUUGGGUCACUAUCAGAUGAGGUUUGCUGUGGUUUGAUGAGAUGUGGUAUGGAGCUUUGGCAAAUAAUAAAAUUUAUUAGUUUAUGUUUC